Pocillopora damicornis (cauliflower coral) is the source of this 1366-nucleotide messenger RNA. Its product is annotated as trypsin. NCBI's taxonomy places the organism in Eukaryota, Metazoa, Cnidaria, Anthozoa, Scleractinia, Pocilloporidae. Gene Ontology annotation, cellular component: membrane. Gene Ontology annotation, biological process: proteolysis. Gene Ontology annotation, molecular function: serine-type endopeptidase activity. The record is from RefSeq and is a predicted model, not a curated record.
UACUGUAAUUUCGAUCGCAGCCAAUGUGGGUUUGUGCAACGACGAGAUGACAAGUUCGAUUGGACCAGGAAAAAGGGUGCGACAUCUUCCGGGGGUACAGGUCCUUACUCUGACGCAAAAGGAAGAGGUUACUACAUGUACAUAGAAGCAUCGCGAAAAAGAAAAGAUGAUAACGCCAAGUUAGAGAUUCUCCCUGAUCUUGUUUCUGGAAAGACCUGCAUUUCCUUUUUUUAUCACAUGCGCGGUGGUCAAAUGGGAACACUUCGGGUGCUGGUGGACGGAAAUCAAGUUUUCGAGAAAAGUGGACAUCAAGGAAACGACUGGCGUAAAGCUGAGUUCACUGUUGAAGGAGGUGCUUCAUCAGUUGUGUUUGAAGGAAUUGUAGGACGAGGCCACCAGUCUGACGUGGCGAUUGAUGAAGUGAAGAUAGAAAACUGUGGGGAAGGGGGUGGUGGCCAAGCCACAAUGAAACCGCCAGCACCUCAACCAGAAACUACUCCGCCGCCUCGUCCACAUACAGCGGUUCCACCAACAGGCGAGUGUGGCUUCCGUCCUACCACCAGGAUAGUCGGUGGUGAAAAUGCACCACCGGGGGCUUGGCCAUGGCAGGCGAUGCUGAGGUGGUCUCCCACUGGGUAUGUGUUUUGCGGUGGUACCUUAGUCGCUCCUCAGUGGGUUGUCACGGCCAGUCACUGUGUCUCGAAGGCAGGCGGAGAUCCCGUAUAUAUCAGGCUUGGUGCUCACAAACAGUCAGAAAGUAUGGGAACAGAACAGGACUUCACAGCCAGUAAAAUUAUUUUACACCCAUUGUACCACAAACCAAUUGGGAUGAGUCAUGAUAUCGCACUUCUCAAGCUGGAUAGACCGGCUGCACUCACCAGGCAGGUGAACCUGGUAUGUCUUCCUCAAAGUAUCCCAGCUCCACUUGAAGGAACCAAAUGCUGGAUCACAGGGUGGGGAAAGACAGCUUCGGUCGGUGGCUCGAGUGGGAAGGUUCUGAAGCAGGCGACUGUGCCGAUAGUGGGACGGAACCGCUGUGAGUGGUCUUACUUGGGACAGAUUCACGAGUCCAUGAUUUGUGCCGGGCUGGACCGAGGUGGUGUUGACUCUUGUCAAGGGGAUAGUGGAGGACCCAUGGUGUGUGAGACCGGCGGAAAGUUUUACCUACAGGGUGUGACUAGUUGGGGAAAAGGAUGUGGCAGGCCUAAUAAGUAUGGUGUCUAUGCUAGGGUAAAAUACCUUUUGGAAUGGCUGAAGAAAGAAAUGGCUAGGAAUUAAGUUACCAAGUUAAAUGAGGUUCCAGCUCUUGAGGAAGCAACUACAGUGAAACUACGAAAAUUACGAAAAUAAAAUUUUAAAAAAGUAA